Messenger RNA from Trichomonas vaginalis G3, 213 nucleotides. RefSeq names its product kinase C-related family. The transcript has a single exon. NCBI's taxonomy places the organism in Eukaryota, Parabasalia, Trichomonadida, Trichomonadidae. Bases 1 to 213 code for a protein of 70 amino acids. The record is from RefSeq and is a predicted model, not a curated record.
AUGUUGAAAAGAAAUAAAGCAAAUGUUGUAAAUAAUACUGAAGUAGCUGAAGUUAAACAAACUCCAACGCCUUCACAAGCAAAACCUUCAAUGACUCCUGAACCUAUGGAAGUACAAACUCCUGUUCAAAAGUCAACUCCUAAACCGACUCCAACAUUUAAACCAGAACCUACUCCUCAAAUAAAUCGUAAAACUCCUGCGUUUCCUUACUGA